GCCGCCCCACUCAGUCUUUCAGCUCUAACCCAGUCAGUUCGACGCAACUUUUAGCACAGCUAUUGUAUUUAUUGUUUUAUUUAUUGUUUUAAAUAUUUCUUUUAUUUUAGUGUCAGUUUUAGGAAUCGUGUAGGAAUGGAUAACAUCGCCUCUUCGUUUUGCUUAUGCCGGUUUUGAGUGUUUUUUUCCCCCUUUUGACACAUUAAGCAGAGGGCGUCCUGGGAACACACACAACACUGAGCCGGAGAAUCACUCAGCCUCUCGGUUUAUUCUCAGCCUGAGAGCUAGCAUUGCUGCUAACGCCGUGCCUGCCUUUUCAACACUACAGUGAGGUGGCGUUUGUGUCCAGAUCCAGGAUGCAGCUGUGGUGAAAGUGCUACUUGUGCAUGAUGCUAGUGUUGUUCGUGCUGAUGAUGGCUGUGUUGGGCGAGAUUCAGGCCUGCACAAACUGCUCAAACACCACCAAGGAGUGGUGCUAUACAGCAAAAAUCCGCAGCACUGUGCUGCAGGGGCUUCCAUUCGGAGGAGUGCCCACUGUCCUCGCCCUCGACUUCAUGUGCUUUCUGGGGCUGCUUUUUGUGUUCUCCUUCUUGAGGAAAGUAGCAUGGGAUUAUGGGCGCCUGGCGCUGGUCUCGGAUGCAGACAGGCAGGAUCAGCGGUACCGGCGUCUGGACGAACGAGAAUAUGUGGUCUCCGCAUUGCAGACGCCCGUGGAUUCCCGUUACGAGCGCCUAACCUCGGUUUCCAGUUCUAUCGACUUUGACCAAAGAGAUAGCGGUUUCUGUUCCUGGUUAACAGCUAUCUUCAGGAUCAAAGAUGAUGAGAUCAGGGAGAAAUGUGGUGAGGACGCAGUGCACUAUCUCUCUUUCCAGCGCCACAUCAUAGGGCUGCUGGUGGUGGUAGGUGUGCUGUCAGUGGGCAUUAUCCUGCCAGUCAACUUCUCAGGAGAUCUUCUGGACCAUAAUGCGUACAGUUUUGGGAGAACAACAAUAGCCAACUUAAAGUCUGGGAACAACCUGCUAUGGCUGCACACUAUCUUUGCAUUCCUUUACCUGUUACUGACCGUCUACAGCAUGAGGCGACACACCUCCAAGAUGCACUACAAAGAAGACGAUCUAGUGAAACGCACUUUAUUCAUACAUGGAAUCAACAAAUUUGCAGAAGAGAGUCAGAUAAAGCUCCACUUUGAGCAAGCAUAUGAAAAUUGUGUUGUACUGGAAGCCCGCAUUUGUUAUGAUGUGGCCAGGCUCAUGUAUCUGGACUCAGAAAGGAAAAAGACGGGACGCAGCAAGAAGUUCUACACGGACUUGUAUAACAGGGAACACGUACAUACUAUGAUCAACCCCAAACCUUGUGGUCAUCUUUGCUGCUGCAUCAUAAAGGGCUGUGAGCAGAGAGAAGCAAUGAUCUACUACACAGAGCGGGAGGCCAAGCUGAGAGAGGAUUAUAAGAGGGAGAGAGAGAAGGUCAGCACUAAGCCUCUGGAGAUGGCCUUCGUCACCUUCCAGAAUGAAGCCAUGACUGCAGUUAUUCUUAAGGACUUUAAUGCGUGCAAGUUUCAUGGCUGUCACUGUCGGCGUGAGCCCAAAUCCUCACCUUUUAGCGAUAUCCUACAUACACACGACUGGUCAGUCAGCUACGCUCCUGACCCACAGAACGUCUACUGGGAGCACUUGUCAGUAAGCGGCCUAACCUGGUGGCUUCGCUGCUUAAUUAUCAACUGUUUCCUCUUCCUCCUGCUCUUCUUUCUUACCACUCCUGCCAUCAUCAUAUCUACCAUGGACAAGUUUAAUGUUACAAAACCUGUGGAAUACCUGAAUAAUCCCAUUAUCACCCAGUUCUUCCCCACUCUGCUCUUGUGGUGCUUCUCGGCGCUGCUGCCCACCAUCGUCUACUACUCUGCUUUCUUUGAGGCACACUGGACACGUUCUGGGGAGAACAGAACCACUAUGCACAAGUGCUACACCUUCCUCAUCUUUAUGGUCCUGCUGCUGCCAUCUCUAGGCCUCAGCAGUCUGGAUGUGUUUUUUCGAUGGCUUUUUGACAAGACAUUCCUGGAUAAUGCUACAGUGAGAUUCGAGUGUGUAUUUCUUCCGGACAACGGGGCUUUUUUUGUUAAUUAUGUCAUUGCCUCGUCCUUCAUCGGUAACGCCCUGGACCUAUUGCGCAUUCCGGGUCUGCUCAUGUACAUGAUUCGCCUGUGCUUGGCUCGCUCUACUGCGGAAAGACGCAAUGUUAAAAAGCAUCAAGCGUAUGAGUUCCAGUUCGGGGCAGCGUAUGCCUGGUUGAUGAACGUCUUCACUGUAGUCAUGACCUACAGCAUCACCUGUCCGAUCAUCGUUCCUUUCGGUUUAAUGUACAUGUUAUUAAAGCACCUAGUCGACAGGUAUAAUAUGUACUACGCCUACUUGCCGUCCAAACUGGAUAAGAAGAUCCACUCCGGAGCUGUGAACCAGGUGGUGGCUGCACCCAUCCUCUGCCUCUUCUGGUUGCUUUUCUUCUCCACUGUACGCACAGGGUUCUUCGCUGGCACGUCAAUGUUCACUUUUGUGGUUCUGAUCAUCACCAUCAUAGUUUGCGUCUCACACGUUGUGUUCGGACAUUUUAAGUACCUGAGCGCACACAAUUACAAGAUCGACUCGCAGGAUGUGGAUGGAGUAGAGAACGGACAGCCGCCUGGCACCUCUCCACCCACCAAAUCCGCGAAGUACAUCGCGCAGGUUCUGCAGGAGCAGGGCCUAGAGGAGUCAGGCUCUGGGAGUGGUGAGGAGUAUGGCCAGAGUUCCUCACAGGAUGAUGAUCUCAUCGCGCCGGGCUCUGUUGUCAAUGAGGCCGAUUUCCAGUCAGGCGAGGACAGUCUUAUCGACAACGAAGUGCACCAGUGAGGCACACUACAUUCAGUAAAUAGAGCUAAAUAGACUAUAAUUAGAUCAAAAGCAAACACACUGUACUGAGAUCGGAUAAAGCUGUGCUCCAGGGCCCUUAUGCUGUCCGGACCAGGGUUUCAAACAUGGAUACGUUCCUUCCUUUGGGCUUGGAGGGCAGCUAGCAAACACUAACAAGGCUUGACCAUUACCUUUCUUACUUGACGUGGAAAAAGCCACCUGUGCUACUACACACUAACUUAAAUCUAAUCAAGUUCACUGAGGCACUCCUGCUGCUUCAUGACAGCUUGUUCACAUCAUGUACGACUGGCUGUCAAUCACCUACAUCACCUUUGGAUAGAGGAAUCUGUAAUGGUUGCAAAUCCAUUCCUUGAGCAUUAUUGAUGAUGUUUUUGGUUUUGCUUUGGGAGAAAUUCUUUUGAUCAUGGUAUUUAUGCAUUAUGCACCUAUUUUGUGUUACAUGUCUGGAGUUUUUAAUCAGUAGGUUCACGGGUUCAGAAAAGUAUACUGUUCUGUAAAGGUGAGUAUUUUACCUGGACACACUCCACCUUGCUAUCUUUGCAAAUGCAGGGAUAUUUAUUUUUUUUCUCUAUUAAAAAAAAGUAUGCAUCAGUUUUGCAGUUAUGAGCCAAAAUGUUAAUGUUACGAAUGUCCUUUGUGGCUUCAGCUAUACAUGGGGGGAAAAAAACAUUAAGCAAGCACCAAGUACUUUGCUUUCUUGCAGUGUUUAAAGCUGACCUAAACACAGAGCUGCCUUGGCUUCUCGUACAUUUUCCCCUCAUUGAAUUGUUUUAGCACUACGUGGAUCCGUGCUGAAGCAGAGCCGUCUGUCCAGCGAAUCAUUGGGCUUUAUAACUGCGGGUUAUUCGUUAUCAUCAGGGUUAGGCUGCAGCGGUGCUCUCAUUGAUAAUGGGAUUUAUUGACUACUUUAUUAAACAGACUGUGGGGUUAUAACACUGAUUUUAGAUGCCUUUAUUACCUGAUUGUAAUAUGAUCUUAUGAACUCUUGAUUUUGAAUGUUCUCAAAGACAGACUCUGUAUAGUCGUCACUUCCUUGCACGUUCUAGCAUGAGAGUUGUGUAUUUGACUUUCUUUCUUUCUUUCUUUCUUUCUUUCUUUCUUUCUUUCUUUCUUUCUUUUGUUCAUUCUUUCUUUCUUUAAAAAAAAAAAACAA
Messenger RNA from Hemibagrus wyckioides, 4059 nucleotides. RefSeq names its product transmembrane protein 63Ba (gene tmem63ba). The record is from RefSeq and is a predicted model, not a curated record. Gene Ontology annotation, cellular component: plasma membrane. NCBI's taxonomy places the organism in Eukaryota, Metazoa, Chordata, Actinopteri, Siluriformes, Bagridae. The transcript is spliced from 24 exons. The coding region runs from base 387 to 2885 and encodes 832 amino acids. Gene Ontology annotation, molecular function: calcium-activated cation channel activity.